AUGGUAGUACUGAAGAGGAAGAGGGACUUUGGCGAUCAAAAUGAGCCAAGUGCUCCGGUCAUAAUCAGACCCAAAGCGGGGACCAAAGCUUUCGCUUCCGGAAAAGCUAUCAAGGAUGCUCUGGAUACAGCUUCGUCACAAGCCUUCGUGUCAUUCAGGCAGCAAAUCGUCACUCCUCACUCUUCCCUUCCUCUCGCUAUCAACCACCCUACAGUAAUCAUUCUUCAGCAUUACCUUGAUACCUCUCCAACCUGCGAGGAGAUCUUUCGAGCAUGGCAGAUAGGGGAUCAGACAAAAACCGAAAUACAGGCUCAAGCUGCAGUUGAACUCUUAUCAGAAAUCAUCAGCAUUUUAACCCCCAUACCAUUCUUUCGGAGUUCAGUGGUAGGCUUGAUCAACAAGUUGGUUUCGAAUACCGAACCAUACAGUGAAUAUCUCAACCGCUUAUGUCAGUCUGGAAGACGGGAUGAUGUCUAUCACGGAUACCUCUUGGCAGCUGCGGCUGUCGCUGUCGACCCACCUACGUCAACGACCUUAGGGUCAUCUACCUCUGGGAGACUAGGAUUGAAAGUCUGGGGAGUCUUGGUAGAAGGCGGGAUUGUGAGAGGAUUGGGUAAACAGAUGGGUAUGAGGAGGAGGAAUAAGGAGGGUAUGGUCGGCUAUGGAGAAGUCGAUCCAUUGGAUAAGCCAGAUAUACGACACCUCAUCUUACGAACAAUACUUCCCCUCUUAUCGACACCUACCUUCCAAGCUCAUGCUAGAUCGAUUCUUCCCCCUCUUUACUCUGGUCUCUCCGCGGACCCGCCGAUCACUGUCUACAGAGUCCUCACAGCAUUGUGGAAUGCUAUAUCUGGGCCAUCGAUUGGGCUGAAUCGUCGAACGUCCCUGGUACUAUUCCAUGAGAAAUCACUAGAGCAUCUUUGGCAACUCCUCUCCCGACAAGAUGUCGAAUCAAGUACAGGGAAAACUGUUUCCGAGAUAGUGGAAGCUUUCUUGGAAGGGAUCACAACUGUUCCUGGACAAGGUAUCUGCUUCGCGGAUGAAGGUUGGUAUCCUCGUCGGACGACCGACGGGAAUGCAAAUGCCAAUGAAGGUAAUAACGGCACAGCAGUAAACGGAACGAACGAUGAUCGGCACGAUAGCUGGAAGAGAGGAUUGCAUAAUCGGAUUCUCGGGAAUGUCGUGAGAAAGGUCGGGAACAAGGCUGUAGACGAUGAUGGUGUAGUUGGGAAUUGGAUGACCAAGGUCUUCGAGGCCUGUCCAGAGCUCAUAGCUGGAUAUUGGGCACACUCAGCUCUGGCGGUAGAUCCUCGUCUCAAUGCGAGAUGGGUAGGCACAAUGGCUUAUAUUGGACGUAUCAUCUCUCUCCCUACACCCGCUUUAAACACUUUUCGACAACCUGUACCAGCCGGUGCCGAUCCUUCGACAGCCCCUUUCAGAUCUCAUCCACCUGCUACUUCAGUCAUCAUCGAAUCUAUCCUUCCCGCACCCCUCACCAAGAAUCAUAUCAUGAAAGGUCUGCAACUUACCGAUGGUCUGGUUCAACAUGUCACAGCAAUCACUCUUGCACGAGGACUACAAAAGCUUUCAGUCGUUCAAGAACUCUUUUCGCAAAUCGAAAAAAUGAUAGAAGACGAGCCUUCCACUUCGGAAGAAAACGCUUGGAGACGUGGCCGUCGAGAGCUCGAGAUGGAAGCUAGGAAGCGAAUACCGGAACUCAGCGUCAUCAUCGCAUUCGCACAAAAGGCAGCUACCAUGGGCCCGCCCGAACCCGAGACAGAGGCUGAACUUGCUCUCGCGUCAAAAUCAGCUAUGUUGACUGAGAUAGCACUUCGUAUAUUUGGCUUGUGCAAUAAGACCAUGCCAUCUAUGGCUUCCGAGGUGAAGUUCGAUGUCGGAAGGUUACUCGUUUCCGCUUCGAGUGCUAGCGCGGAGAGAAGAGCCAGAAGGGAAGCUAGAGAAGGAAACGUAGAAGGGUUCGAAGCUCUCAGUCAAUUGCAUGUGCUGCAAUUGCUGGGUGAAGUAAGAGAUUGGAAUUGGAUGAACAAGGCGGCUGGAUCUCAGUAUACGUAUCUCUACCAUAUCUUGCUGUUGUACCUUUCCACGCGUCAAUCUGUCACUCAGCUCAAAACUGUCUCACUUCUCCAACAUCUUCUGAUACCAACGUUACUAUACGAUCACGAUCCUUCCGAGCUAUCUAUCUGGCUCGACGCUUUGCCCCGCGCUUCAGACUCGGCGUCAGGACCGAUGCUUUUAGCUCAACAGAUACACCUUCUCUCUUUCCUCGAUGAUUGUUUCAGGAGAGCGAUCAAGACACCUUAUCGAUACAUCGAAGACGCGUUUGCGGUUGUACCGGAUCAUUUCGAAUAUUCGAGGCCUACCGAAAUGGUUAGUCCAGUGUUGAUGACCAUUGUGGAGCAAUUGAACGCGAAAAUAUUGGGUCAACUGAUCAGUACGGAAGCUGCUGGAGUCGUUCUGUUGUAUAUACGGCGGAUUGUCUUGGGACUGGUAGGGAAGCAGAAAGAUCUGCAAUUCUUACUUGCCAUCGUUGGGAAAUUUGACGAUUUGUUGGAAAAGGCGAAGGAAGCUGGUCAAGCUAGAGUUGGUCUUCAAGAUGUUGUUCAAGGUAUGAAGGAUGAUUUGGCGCUUGUACAAGGCGCGAAGCAGAAUAAAAAGUCAACAGAUCGAGAUCCUGAAGCUCACCGCCUGCGAGAUGAAGAAGACUGGUCAGCUCGAUCGUUCGAGCAGACUUGCCUCACCAUGACAGUCGAUCAAUGGGGAGAAGUCGGUGCCCUCACUUCACUUGCAUCCACCUUCAUCAAAUCCGCCGAUGACGCUACCAUCAUCAGAAGAGCAUCUUUCCUUUUACAACUCCUUCCAUCGAAGAAAGGGAUACUAUCAUCUUUAGAAGCUAAAUCUACUGCGCUACAUUUACUUGAUCAAUGCCUGGCAUCACUUGCAAAUCCUCCAUCUCUAGCUCCACUAAAAGCUUCCAUAUUCGAGAACGACUUCGUCAAGCAGCUGUUCUUGAGUGAGAAAGGUGACGAUUGCAGAAUCCCGCUCAACUCCCUUGUCGCUCGUCUCCAGAGCUCUAUAAGCAAUGAUGCAGGUCUUGCGGAAGUAUUCGUACUUGAGCUUGUUGGUGCGUUAAAAUCCGACAAAAAGGGCUCGAAUAUGGAGCGCACUCUUACACUUCUGCAACCAUGGAUCCCGUUCCUUGGCGCCGAGCCAGCUAUAAAAGUCCUCAAACCGAUCAUUAAGCGAUCUGAGACCGCCAUACCCCUCCUAAAAACAACUCUCGCCCCCACUAUCGCAUCAAUGGUGCUCGCUACUAACGAUCCGUCCUACGCGGUCGAUCACAUCAAGGAGCUGGUCAAGCUGAAGUCGAUCUCUCCUGUUGUUCAACUUAUACGAAAAGCGUCAGUGGACCAGGAGAAGCGGAAAUCUUUGAAUGCGUUGUCGAUAAAGAAGGGUGUAGUCCGCGAUUUACUUGCAAUCGAAGAAGACUCCGCUUUCGAACUUGUCACUCUGCUGGCUCAAAUUUCGAAAGACGCAGCGGCCACGAUUUUUGCGGUCCUAUCGAAAGAUUCGACUCAACUAAAGGAUGACAGGGUCCUUCCGAUAGUGGAUAUCUUACUUGACGCCCCGUCUGACAUCUCCGACAGGAAACUUGAUGUUGUGUCGCUUGCCAUCAAGGUGCUGGUUUCCUCCAACGUAUCAUCGACCCAAUCGGAGUCUGCUAUUCGCAUUGUAACUCGACUAUCCCAGCAACAAAAUGAGGAUGUAUUCCAGGAAAUCAGAAAGCUCAAGUUGACAGAUUAUGGUCUGCCGCUAGCUAGACUGACCGAGACACUGGCUGACCGUGGGAGUCAAGUGUUUGAUCCCCCCAUCAAGCACCUGUUAGACUUGGGUUUGCAAUAUGCCGUUAGAGUCUGCUCCAAAGUGGGUGAAUCAAAUACAGACGAACAAGCCGUACUGUCACAUUUAGACAACGCCAUUACAACUGCGGAGGACAUAAAACCGGAGGUGCAACUGUCAGAGCCAGUCAUCACAGCUAUCAUCCAAGAUCGACUUGACAAUGAGGAGGCUAUCAUACUUGCCGUAAUUCUCGCCAGACGAGUCGAUAUGAAGGCAUCCUUCAUCCGUCAACAACUCCAAGCGCUUCUUGCUAGCUCAGCAUAUAAUCGUUGCAUCGACUCAUCUUGUCCCGCUUCCACCCGCCUCAACUACAUUCGACUGCUUCAUUCCCUUUUUGCAGCUUCUACCUAUGUCUCCUGUCAACCCAAUUUCAUCGAGCCUCUCGUCCCACUCUAUAGAGGUACCUUGUCCGAAUCUGAUCGAUUGAUAUUGAAUAUGUUCCAGCUAUUCGAAGGAUAUAGGAAAUUAUCUGUAUCGAGUAUACUAAGAUUCUGGUCUGCUAGUGGGAUCAUCGGAUCAGGCAAUCGAUCUUUCGACGCUCUGACUUCAUUAGAUCCUCAGAAGGUUUUCGCUACCUGUCAAGCUUACCCUCUUCGAAGACCUCUGAGAGGGUAUGGUAAAGCGAGUCGUCAACCAGAAGACGGAGAAGGAAUGUAUGACCCAGUGUUCGUCAUGAACCUUUUGACAAGUACGAUGUCUGAAGGAACAGUGACAGGUCUCGAUUGGGUAGAAAUACUUAGAAGUAAUGUCUUGGGUCUGACUAUUUGCGGAUUGUCAUCACGGGAUAAAGAAAUUAGAACAGUGGCGGGUUAUGUAUUGGCAAAGGCGUACCAUUUGAUUAACAAAAAACCAUUCUACGAGCGAAAUCAACUUCUUUACACUCUUCGAUUACUUCGUCAUUCCAUUGAAACACCUUCCGCCCGAUUACCAAUACUCACAACACUUUUCUUCGCCCAUGCCCUGAGAUCACUCGCGAACCCAUCACAUUUCUUGUACCCUCUAUCGUCGAGAUUCUUGCUUCAGCGACAUGUAUUCGAUCCUACCGAUACGCCGAUGCUUUACUCCAUGUUAUAUGCUUCUGGAGAUGGGUGGAAGAGGGAUCGGGGUUGGAUCAUAAGAUUCUUGAAGGAUGGAGUGAGAAGUGACGCUGAUUGGCGAGUCAUCAGAAGAAGGAAAGUAUGGUCCCUUCUGGCUACGAUGUUUAGCUCUUCCUUGGAUCCUGCUUUCCGUCGUACUGUCCUUCAGGCAAUGGAAAGCAUGGUGACUAUCCCCGCGGCUGCUCGAUCGCUUGUCCUGCGCGAUGGUCUCAUUGUCUGGCUUUCGAUGCAAUGGACCAACGUCACUCGACGGCAAAUAGACUCCCAUUUGAAGGGUACGAAAGCCCAGACAUGGGAGAAGGACGAGAAAGCUAUGAUACUGAAUCUGGUCGAGAAGGUCUGUGUCAAUAUGAUACCUACCGAGAUUGAGAGAGUAAAAGAAGGUAAAGAGAUUGGGAACUGGGUUGGACACGUUGAGAUCUUCUUCAAAACGGUCCUUGAUGCUGAUGUGGAUGCGGAACGACUGGUCGUCCUUACACGGAUCUUAUACCGAUUAUCAACCAUACCCCGACUUAGACUUACAACUGCCAUCGUACCGCUACUUGUGGACCAACUGAAAAAGUUGGAGGACUCUUUAGCACCGACAAAAGCAGAUUUAACCUCUUUCUUAUUCCAUAUCGGACUGAACACUGAUCCGGAAAAUUUGAGACAUGAUAUCAGAGGGAAAGAAGCAAUCGAAGAGGUUGGGUGGAGGGCCGAAAGAGGCGAUGCGGGUGACGAAUUGGCUGAUUGGGUAAAGAAGGAAAGGAGAUUGGUAGAAUGGGAAAACUGA
Molecule: messenger RNA, 5787 nt
Organism: Kwoniella mangroviensis CBS 8507
Lineage: Eukaryota; Fungi; Basidiomycota; Tremellomycetes; Tremellales; Cryptococcaceae
Exons: 17
Coding region: 1-5787 (1928 amino acids)
Biological process (GO): maturation of LSU-rRNA from tricistronic rRNA transcript (SSU-rRNA, 5.8S rRNA, LSU-rRNA); maturation of 5.8S rRNA from tricistronic rRNA transcript (SSU-rRNA, 5.8S rRNA, LSU-rRNA)
Cellular component (GO): nucleolus
Source: RefSeq, a predicted model, not a curated record